Molecule: messenger RNA, 1504 nt
Organism: Triplophysa rosa
Lineage: Eukaryota; Metazoa; Chordata; Actinopteri; Cypriniformes; Nemacheilidae
Exons: 2
Coding region: 273-1010 (245 amino acids)
Source: RefSeq, a predicted model, not a curated record
UUCCUGUUUGCUGAGAGCGCGUGGUUUGAGUCGGAGCUCUUUCAAAUUUAUUCUUAAUACAUCGUUUAUUCUUGUUAUAUCUUAAGACUUGUGUUUUAAAUUGUUAUCCUCCGAGGGUAAAACAUAUCCUUAAAUAUAUCCCAUACCAAAAUCGUAUUUAAACGCACAGAUAAUUUAUUUUUAUCGGAUCACUCGCUAUUAGCCUCAGGCUGUUAGCAUUCCCAGCCUGCCUGCUUACUGCUUAACACACUGUUCUCAUUAUUAAAUCACUGAUGGCUAAUGUUUCAGAUGUGUCUGUACCUCUGUGUGCAGAUGAGGAAACGAUCGCACUUCAGUCGGAACUGGAGGCUGUGGAGAAGCAGAUCCAGGAUCUACUAGAGAAGCAGUCACGGCUGCGAGAACGAAAAACGGCGCUGGAAACAUCCAGAGCCGACGCUCGCAAAUCCGCGGUAAGUUUUCAUCGCGAUUUUAAUACUCCUUCCACUUCUACUCCGCGUGUUUCUCUGCACAGAGCCCAGGCUUCGAGAACACGGUCAGCCCAAAUGAACUUCACUCCUGCACCGGCACAACCACGGCGAAAGGCGCGAGCCAGGACUGGAGCGAUGACCCAACCGCCGCCACCGGUCUUCGAGAUCCCGACCAGGAACCGCUUUGCCGCCCUCUGCGAGACGGAAUGCAACGCUGUGGUCAUCGGAGACUCAAUCGUCCGGAACGUACGCGCUUCCUCCACUAAAGGUAAGGUGCACACUCAUUGUUUUCCUGGCGCCCGUGUUCUUGAUGUCUCUGCGCAGGUACCUGCGAUCCUGAAGGACGAUGCUAACGUCGGAGCUGUCGUGCUGCACGCGGGGGCGAAUGACGUCAGGAUGAGGCAGUCGGAGAUCCUGAAGAGGGACUUCAGGAGUCUGAUCGAGACGGUACGCAACGCAUCGCCCACGCGAGGAUCAUCGUAUCAGGGCCGCUUCCUACCUACCGACGAGGGAAUGAAAAGUUCAGUAGACUAUUUGCUCUAAAUAAAUGGUUGAUGUCAUGGUGUAUUGAACAGAAGCUGCUCUUUGUUGAUAAUUUUGAUCUGUUCUGGGAGCGACCUAGGCUCUUCCGCCCUGACGGCCUGCACCCCAGCAGCAUCGGAGCGGUUCUUCUGUCUGACAACAUCUCAAAGACGCUACGCACCGCUUGACUACGUCUCCCAGCGGGAGAGAUUCCGCCAGGCCCAGAUGAACGUCAUAUGCCCAUCCACAACUAGAGAUUACGCCAGCUACAUCUGAAAAUCCCGUGCCAUCCUCCUGCGAGAGCCUGCGGACUGACUGACCAUCCAGCUCCAUCCAAGGCAAUUCCAUCACCACCCAAGAAAAAGGCGACCAUCUGGCCGGCCCAGCUCAGACAAUUCCAUCCCCAGCCGAGAGCAAAGACGGACUACCUGUCACAUAAAUGCUAAAUUUACAAUACUUGGUAUUUAAUGCUAAACUUACAUCACACGACAGCAGUUUGAAGUUAUGGCUGCACU